AUGAUAGAUCACCUCCUUGGAAGGCCCUCCCCUUCCUGGAAACGAUUUCAAGUGUUUCUCGUUUCACUUACCUGGUUCUUUGUUUUAUUUAAAAUCGAUCGUCGAGGACCAAGAUUUCUUCAUAUAUGGAAUGAAAAGUUCUCUCGAUUUUCUCCAUUUCAACUGGUGGCUGGAACUCUCGCUGUAUUAUACAUUUUGAAAAAUGCCGAUCGUAUGAUAGGACUUGGAGCUCCUGAACCACUUGCACGACUAUAUAGUCGAAAUUAUUAUCGAGCCACGUGGAUUCUUACUGCAUUAGAUGCUGGUUUUUGGACUGCAAUGCCAAUUCGUCCAAAACUGUUUCGAGAUAUAAUGAGUAUUCUUUUUUCGAUUUAUUAUCUAAUAUUUGCUGACCAAGCGGACGAAAAGACUAGACGAGUACGUGCUACAGUUACUGUUGAGCAGCUUCGUACAUCAUGGGAAAAAACUCUUAACCCUUACUUACGUGCGUUAAUAAGGUGUACACAUCCACGUUUAACUAUUCAUCAAAAGAAAGUUUCGAUUCCUCGACCAGAAAAUAGUCAAUAUUCAAAACUGGUCACUGGUUAUAUAUAUUAUGAAGGUCCUCUAGAAUCGUUCAAAUAUUGUGAUAACUUGAUACUUAACUAUCCUGGUGGUGGUUUCAUUGCAAUGCCUCCUCCAUGUCAUGAAGAUUAUUUAGCUCAUUGGGCUAAAAAGACUCAAGUACCUAUCCUAAGUAUUGACUAUGGGAAAGCCCCCGAAUAUCCUUAUCCUUAUGCUUUAGAUGAAUGUUUUGAUGUUUAUCGAAGUAUAAUUGAAAGUAAUGGUGAAGUAAUUGGAAUGGCUGGUUGGAAAAAUAAAGAUGGUAGUAAGAGAAAACAAAUAAAAAUGACUUUGGUUGGCGACUCUGCUGGAGGGAAUCUUGUUGCGUCAGUCAUGUAUAAAAUUCUUGAAUAUCAAAUGCCCAUUCCCCAUCCCAAUGGUUUGAUUCUCAUCUAUCCCGUGCUUAAUUUUGAUAUUACUUGCUGGAUGCCACCAUCUCAGCUAUCGGUUAUUAGAGCCGAAUCUACGACUUCGAUUCCCGGUGUACUCGAAUCCAAAGAUCACCUGAGUCACAAAAGUCCUUUAGCUGUGGUUCCUGAUGUUAAGAAAAGAAGAUGGAGAAAGAGUUUUUCUGGAUCUAGGGAAGAUGAAAGAACGAUAGAAGAACGUGUUCGAGUGAUUGAAGGUCAUAAUGUUCCUAAACAUGAAAAACGUCUUCGUCCGGUUAUUGGAACUCGUUUAACAAUGACCAGUCGUAUGAGUUUUUUUAAUGACAGAAUCCUUAAUGCUGAUUUGGUAAAGCAUAAUUACUAA
Dentiscutata heterogama is the source of this 1356-nucleotide messenger RNA. The record is from the annotation of a GenBank genome assembly. Lineage: Eukaryota; Fungi; Glomeromycota; Glomeromycetes; Diversisporales; Gigasporaceae.